AUUUUAAUAAAAUAACGCAAAAAUUCAUCAUGGAAGUUAAGAAAACUUGCAUAAACCCUUUUGAGGUAUUCCCAUCUGAGCUUAUUCUUGAAAUUACCUUCAAGCUACCACCUGAAGAUAUUGUUAACCUCUGGGACUCAUCUGGUCUCUGGAAAACUCUCUUUGUGCUGUCAAACAACAGUCUCAGAAACUACACCUACCAGCAUUUAGGCAUUGAAGGAAAUCUCAAAGCUGAGAAAGAGAUGUAUUCUGAGUAUAAUGACAUUGCUAACUCAAUGAUUGAUGGUAUACAGGAACAACUUGACCAGUCAGAUGGCUACUAUGACCAACUUUCCAAUUGUAUCAAUACUUUAAGAUCUAUCACAAAGUCUAAAAAGUUCUCAUUAUUGCUCGAAGGGUUCUACACAGAUGGAGGUGUCUGCUUAGAUUUAGAGAAAUUUGAAGUGUAUCACUGAUUCACUCCUACAACUGAGAAAGUGUUUAGUUCUACUCUUUCAUGACCAAUCGCUGUAUCAGCGAUUCAUCGACCAAAUUAUGAUCAUGACACUUGGAAACUGAUCCAAGAGAGGAUUCAAUACUUCAAGAAGUUCAUUAACUUUAUGAAAGAAGAACACCCUCAUGCUGAUGAAUACACUUUACUAUUCUGGUUCUUCGAGCAAAUAACUGACGAGCCAGAAACGAUCAAGUACAAAAUUGAUAAAGCCAUUAUUAAAGGCUACAUUGAUUACCCACCUUACAGAGAAGUUAUAAAGGCACAGCAUCCUCGCAUAAGAGAGGCCCAGAUUAAGAACAAGAUUGGAGAAGAGAUUCUACACUUCUACUACGCAUUUUGCAAUGCUUACAAGACAAAAGUGCAUGAAAGCAAACGAGACAGACCCAUUCAAGGAAUAGACACCAUCAACACUGUUGAAUACAAUAUCAAUUCCAUACUUACAACCCAUCAGGCCUUGUCAUACUAUGCUUGUUUUGACAGUCUCAGGAUCAUUAGGCCAGUAGACUACACAAACCCAACCAAGACCUUCGCUAUUUUCCUCCACAACCAGAAAUUGACUGAUUAUGAGAUUCAAGAAUGUAAAGAAUAUUUCAUCAACUUCGAAGAUUACCUCGGUGAAUUCAAUCCUAAACAAACUGCAGACUUCGAAACCCCAGAAACCAAUAUGACAGUGCACGAAAUUGAUCAAAGCAAGCUCUUCGAUCUUGAGGAUCAAGAGUGGACAAAGCCGUACAGACCAUUGUUGCUGGCAAGGUUUACAACCAGACAAGGACGUCAUUCUUACAUCAACUUUAAGCAAGGAUUUGUGAGUAGCAGGUUCGUUACAACAAUAUUCUUGGAAUGUGAAAACCUAUCCAAAGAAGUGAACAGGAGCUAUGACCCAUCUACAAAUCUUGACAAUGCAUCAAUUCAGGUAUAUGGAUUCAGUAUUCCUUCACUAAUAUUCUCUGAAUAA
This is a messenger RNA of Moneuplotes crassus, 1448 nucleotides long. The record is from the annotation of a GenBank genome assembly. NCBI's taxonomy places the organism in Eukaryota, Ciliophora, Spirotrichea, Euplotida, Euplotidae.